Messenger RNA from Melanaphis sacchari, 1417 nucleotides. RefSeq names its product growth hormone-regulated TBC protein 1. The transcript is spliced from 7 exons. The record is from RefSeq and is a predicted model, not a curated record. Bases 301 to 1326 code for a protein of 341 amino acids. NCBI's taxonomy places the organism in Eukaryota, Metazoa, Arthropoda, Insecta, Hemiptera, Aphididae.
UAAUAUAGAUUUAAAAUAUUAUUAUUUGUAUGCUAUAAUAUGAUCACGAUAUUACAUAGCCGUGCAUAGCCGCACGACAAACGAUUAUUGUGACGAUAGACCGGUCAGCGGCUGUAGCAGAACCACUACUAGUUGUUUAAUAAUAAUAAUAAUAAUUAGUAUUUCACUGGUUGCACGUCCUUACCAGAGUCCGGCGGUAUUUGAACGUCUUAUUUAACGCGUAGCCAUACGAUUAAUAAAUAAAUGCAUUUAACGCGUUUCGUUAUUUCGUUUUCAUGAACACCGCCGAACGCGUUAGAAAUGUCAACUUCGACUUUCAGCAAAUCCGAUGAGUACGGAUUCGUGCGCCCCGAUGAUUUUGAUUACGUCGAAUAUGAAAAGUUCAUGUCUGUUUACAUUACGAUACUUACAAAAUGUUCAAUGAGGUGGUCACGUCUCUUGGCGUCCAACCCAGAGCUGAAGAGGAACAGUCAACUAAAAAAAUUUGUGCGCAGAGGAAUUCCAUUUUCACUUAGGGCACAGACUUGGACCUCUAUCAGUGGUGUGCAGAAGUUAAAGGACAAGUAUGGACCAAAUACAUAUAAACGCAUGCUAAACAAACCAAUUAAUGAAGACAUUAGGAAUAUAAUCACAGUUGAUGUCCCACGAACAUAUCCAGACAACAUUUAUUUUCACCCAAAUUCAGAAAAUCAAAAGACUUUAUUUAGGAUAUUAUGUGCAUUUGCAGCAUGUAAUCCAGAUGUAGGGUACUGUCAGGGUUUAAAUUACAUAGCUGGUUUAUUGCUAUUAGUUACAAAAAAUGAAGAAACUUGUUUUUGGUUACUAAGAGUAUUGGUGGAGAAUAAACUACCAGACUAUUAUUCUAAAACAAUGGAUGGUGUCAUUGUUGAUAUUGAAGUUUUUUCACGCCUAGUAAAAAAAAAAUGUCCUGAAGUAUCUCAACAUAUGAAUGAUUUAGAAAUGCCAUGGGCACUAGUUGCUACUAAAUGGUUUAUUUGCCUUUUUUCUGAGGUUUUACCAAUUGAGACAACUUUAAGAGUUUGGGAUUGUUUAUUUUAUGAAGGAUCUAAAGUUAUAUUUAGAGUUGGUUUGAUGUUGGUAAAAUAUUAUAAAAAAGAAUUGUUGGAAUGCGAAGACAUUGUAUCAUUGGCAGAGUGUUUUAAGUCAAUCAUUCAACGGCCAUUUCCUUUAAACUGCCAUCUAUUUAUUAAACAAAUGUUUUCAGACAUUGGAUCAUUACCUAUGUCAUUAAUUAAUGAUCUACGUAGACAAGUAUCUGCUGAACGUAAUGCUGAUAAACCUCCCUAUAAAAAUAAAAAAGGCUGAUAUUAAAUAGCUAUUAAUUAUAAGAGUUUAUGAAAUGUUUGUACAGAUGAAUAAAUUCUAGUCAUAUUGUAUUUUUAUGUUGUAACAUGUG